Cervus elaphus (red deer) is the source of this 8333-nucleotide messenger RNA. It is a transcript of the gene TRIM33, whose product is annotated as tripartite motif containing 33. The coding region runs from base 213 to 3593 and encodes 1126 amino acids. The transcript is spliced from 20 exons. The record is from RefSeq and is a predicted model, not a curated record. NCBI's taxonomy places the organism in Eukaryota, Metazoa, Chordata, Mammalia, Artiodactyla, Cervidae. Gene Ontology annotation, molecular function: protein binding; zinc ion binding.
UCCGUGCGUACGUGCGCGAGCCGCGCCCGCCCUCCAGCAACCGCGCGACGCGAGGGUGGGGGAGCUGCGUGCGCGCGCGCUCUCGUUCGUUCGUUCUCUAGCUUGCUCGUUCUCGGCGGCGGCUCUCGCUGCGGCUGCGGCUGGGGCUGGGGGCGGCGGCGGCGGCGGCGGCGGGCGGCGCGGGGCGGUCCGGCGGGUUCAAAGAGGAAAACAUGGCGGAAAACAAAGGCGGCGGCGAGGCUGAGAGCGGCGGCGGGGGCAGCGGUAGCGCGCCGGUAACUGCCGGGGCCGCCGGGCCCGCGGCGCAGGAGGCGGAGCCGCCUCUCGCCGCGGUGCUGGUGGAGGAGGAGGAGGAGGAAGGCGGCAGGGCCGGCGCGGAGAGCGGCGCGGCCGGGCCCGACGACGGGGGGGUGGCCGCGGCCUCCUCGGGCUCGGCCCCAGCUGCUUCAGCCCCUGCAGCCUCAGUGGGCCCUGGAGUUCCCGGGGGGGCGGUAUCGACGCCAGCCCCAGCUCCGGCCUCGGCUCCUGCUCCGGGUCCCUCGGCGGGGCCGCCUCCUGGACCUCCAGCCUCGCUCCUGGACACCUGCGCCGUGUGUCAGCAGAGCCUGCAGAGCCGGCGUGAGGCGGAGCCCAAGCUGUUGCCCUGUCUUCACUCCUUCUGCCUGCGCUGCCUGCCUGAGCCCGAGCGCCAACUCAACGUGCCCAUCCCGGGGGGCAGCAACGGCGACAUCCAGCAAGUUGGUGUAAUACGGUGCCCAGUAUGCCGCCAAGAAUGCAGACAGAUAGACCUCGUGGAUAAUUAUUUUGUGAAAGAUACAUCUGAAACUCCUAGCAGUUCUGAUGAGAAAUCAGAACAGGUGUGUACUAGUUGUGAAGACAAUGCAAGUGCGGUUGGCUUUUGUGUAGAGUGUGGAGAAUGGCUUUGUAAGACGUGUAUUGAAGCUCAUCAGAGAGUAAAAUUCACUAAAGAUCACUUGAUCAGGAAGAAAGAAGAUGUCUCAGAGUCUGUUGGAGCAUCUGGUCAGCGUCCUGUUUUCUGCCCUGUACACAAACAAGAACAGUUGAAACUUUUCUGUGAAACAUGUGAUAGACUGACAUGUAGAGACUGUCAGCUAUUGGAACACAAAGAACAUAGGUAUCAGUUUUUGGAAGAAGCUUUUCAAAACCAGAAAGGUGCAAUUGAGAAUCUACUAGCUAAGCUUCUUGAGAAGAAGAAUUAUGUUCAUUUUGCAGCUACUCAGGUGCAGAAUAGGAUAAAAGAAGUAAAUGAGACUAACAAACGAGUAGAACAGGAAAUUAAAGUGGCCAUUUUCACCCUUAUCAAUGAAAUUAAUAAGAAAGGAAAAUCUCUCUUACAGCAGCUAGAGAAUGUUACAAAAGAAAGACAGAUGAAGCUAUUACAGCAGCAGAAUGACAUCACAGGCCUCUCCCGGCAGGUGAAGCACGUCAUGAACUUUACGAACUGGGCAAUUGCAAGUGGUAGCAGCACAGCGCUACUGUACAGCAAGCGACUGAUUACUUUUCAGUUGCGCCAUAUUUUGAAAGCACGAUGUGAUCCUGUCCCUGCUGCUAAUGGAGCAAUACGCUUCCAUUGUGACCCUACCUUUUGGGCAAAGAAUGUAGUCAAUUUAGGUAAUCUAGUAAUAGAGAGUAAACCAGCUCCUGGUUAUACUCCUAAUGUUGUAGUUGGGCAAGUUCCUCCAGGGACAAACCACAUUAGUAAAACCCCUGGACAGAUUAACUUGGCACAGCUUCGACUUCAGCAUAUGCAGCAGCAAGUGUAUGCACAGAAACAUCAGCAGUUGCAGCAGAUGAGGAUGCAGCAGCCACCUGCACCCGCACCAACAACAACAGCAGCAACACAGCAGCACUCCAGACAAGCAGCCCCUCAGAUGUUGCAGCAGCAGCCUCCAAGAUUGAUCAGUGUGCAAGCAAUGCAAAGAGGCAACAUGAACUGUGGAGCUUUCCAAGCCCAUCAGAUGAGAUUGGCGCAGAAUGCUGCCCGAAUACCAGGGAUACCCAGGCACAGCGGCCCUCAGUAUUCCAUGAUACAGCCACACCUCCAAAGACAACAUUCAAACCCAGGGCAUGCUGGACCCUUUCCUGUUGUGUCAGUACAUAACAACCCAGUCAAUCCAACCAGCCCUACUACAGCUACUAUGGCGAAUGCAAAUCGAGGUCCCACCAGCCCAUCUGUUACAGCAAUAGAAUUAAUUCCCUCAGUUACCAAUCCAGAAAACCUUCCAUCGCUGCCAGAUAUUCCACCUAUACAGUUGGAAGAUGCUGGUUCAAGUAGUUUAGAUAAUCUACUAAGUAGAUACAUCUCAGGCAGUCACCUACCCCCACAGCCCACAAGCACCAUGAAUCCCUCCCCAGGACCCUCUGCCCUAUCUCCAGGAUCAUCAGGUUUAUCCAAUUCUCACACACCUGUGAGACCCCCUAGUACUUCUAGUACUGGUAGUCGAGGCAGCUGUGGGUCAUCAGGAAGAACUGAGAAGAACAGUCUUAGUUUUAAGUCUGAUCAAGUGAAGGUCAAGCAAGAACCUGGCACUGAGGAUGAAAUAUGUAGCUUUUCAGGAGCUGUGAAACAGGAGAAGACUGAGGAUGGCAGACGGAGUGCCUGCAUGUUGAGCAGUCCUGAGAGUAGCUUGACACCACCUCUUUCAACCAACCUGCAUCUAGAGAGUGAGUUGGAUGCAUUAACAAGCCUGGAAAACCAUGUGAAAACUGAACCUGCAGAUAUGAAUGAAAGCUGCAAACAGUCAGGGCUCAACAGCCUUGUUAAUGGAAAGUCCCCAGUUCGAAGCCUCAUGCACAGGUCAGCACGGAUUGGAGGAGAUGGCAGCAGCAAAGAUGAUGACCCAAAUGAAGAUUGGUGUGCUGUCUGCCAAAAUGGAGGGGAUCUCUUGUGCUGUGAAAAAUGUCCAAAGGUCUUUCAUCUAACUUGUCAUGUUCCAACACUUCUUAGCUUUCCAAGUGGGGACUGGAUAUGCACAUUUUGCAGAGAUAUUGGAAAGCCAGAAGUUGAAUAUGAUUGUGAUAAUUUGCAACAUAGUAAGAAGGGGAAAACUGCACAGGGCUUAAGCCCCGUGGACCAAAGGAAAUGUGAACGUCUUCUGCUUUACCUCUACUGCCAUGAAUUAAGUAUUGAAUUCCAGGAGCCGGUUCCUGCUUCGAUACCAAACUACUAUAAAAUUAUAAAGAAACCAAUGGAUUUAUCCACCGUGAAAAAGAAGCUUCAGAAAAAACAUUCCCAACACUACCAAAUCCCAGAUGAUUUUGUGGCUGAUGUUCGUUUGAUCUUCAAGAACUGUGAAAGGUUUAAUGAAAUGAUGAAAGUUGUUCAAGUUUAUGCAGAAACACAAGAGAUUAAUUUGAAGGCUGAUUCAGAAGUAGCUCAGGCAGGGAAAGCAGUUGCAUUGUACUUUGAAGAUAAACUCACAGAGAUCUACUCAGACAGGACCUUCGCACCUUUGCCAGAGUUUGAGCAGGAAGAGGAUGAUGGUGAGGUAACUGAGGACUCUGAUGAAGACUUUAUUCAGCCCCGCAGAAAACGCCUAAAGUCAGACGAGAGACCAGUACAUAUAAAGUAAAAUGACAUGAACAUAAACCAGUUGUUCAAAAAAGAAAGAAAAACUUCUAUUUAAGUGUUGCUGGAAUAUCCUGCCUACAGUGGGCUCCUUCUUGAAGAAGCUGAUAGCUUUUACACAGUAUUAGAUUGAAAUAAUGGACAGAAAACACAUUCUGGUCAAGAAAGGGGGAAAGGACUCUAUUUGCAACUUUAAAAGUAAAAACAAAAGUGAAAGUGAAAUGAUUUGAAGAUUUCUGUUACUCAGAGAAUGGUUCUGAUUGCUAGAAUGGGCUGAUGUUGAUCAUUUGGUAUUGAUUGGUGCAAAUACUGAGUGUUCAAGUACUUAAGGGUCAUGUCACUGGUUAAAUUGUCUCUUUGGACUAGAGUGCACAUUUACUAAAACAACUUUCAUGUCUCUCCCUUCACACAUAUACAAUACUGGGUUAUUUUCUAGUCAAAAAUCAAAGUUCUCAGAUUCCACUUUGAUAUUAGUGCAGAUGUGCAUUGGAUCAUGCCAUUAUAUUUUCUCUUGUUUUGAUGCUGUUGGGCCUUAGUUUUUAUAUUGGUUUAAAGAAUUCAACAGUAGUUUUAUUUUCUGUUCAUACUUAAAGAAUUUGGGAAACAUGCCCAUUGAUCAUCAUUUAAUCAAUUCUAGUGUUCUACUGAAAUAAAUAUGGUAACUUUUCAGUAGCAGAUCAUUUAUAAUAGUCAUUUACAGAAAACACUUCCACAGAAUUGCACUUCCCAAUCAAAUCAUCUGAUCACACAUUUAUUCCCAUGAAAGGUAGAAUGGUUGUUUGAAAAUUAAUCUAGUUUUCUGUACAUUUAAAAUUUUGAUUGAGGUGACAGCUGGCUCUUACCCCGUCUUCCUUCAUAUCGGUUUUCUGAUAGACCACUAUUGGCAAACAGUUAUCUGUCAACUACCAAAUGUGUAAAAUUUUCUGUAUUUCACUUUGUCUUAUUUGUAAAUAGUGAACUAAAACUUCUGGCAGAUCAGCAACAUUUGCUGAGCCUGUUUUUUAAGCUAAUAUGUAUUCUUACUAAUGUUCCUAUCAAGAAUGGAUUUGUAAUAUAUGCUGUCUAUUUCUAAUGUUCACAUGCAUAUUUUGAGGUUCUAUCUUAUUUUAAUAGAGAACAGACUUCUCAGAAAAUCUUCAGAAGCAGCUUAUUAUUAAAAUAUCGAAAUAUUGAAAUAAACCCGGUGGGGUUAGAUUACUCAUCCGUCCACCAAGUGGGACAUUUGCAUGGACUAGGGGCUUUAAGGACUUAGAACAGACCUGUAAGUAUAUCCUGAAGAUGAGCCGAUCAAAUCCCCACUUGAAUGGUUACUGGAGUAGACCCACCUUCACUACCCUGAUUUUAGCACCCGAGGCAGAUAAAAUCACCUUGGCUCUGUUCAUUUUUCUUCUCUUCAUUUGUGAUGCUCAGAUCCAAGAUGUAUGUUCUAGACUGUGUACAGGCUUCUCUUUUGUUGAGUUAAAAAUUUUAGUCCUACUUUUGUAUGGACAUAUUAGAAUGUAAAGUGACCAAAAUAGAAGACUUGCCAUUAGAUAUUUUUCAGAUGUCAGCAGAUUUGUGGCAAAUCAUUUGCCUUUUUAAAAAUUCAGCUUAAACAGUUCAGACAGUAGACUACUCAGAAAAACUUAUUUGACAUAAUUGUCUAAGAGGUAAAUAUUUUUUAGUGCGUAUUGAAUCAAAUAAAGUGCUCUAAAGAAGUUAUUACGCAAAUUUCUUUGGGUUGUUUUUCUUUAUCAUGUGGUGGGGGUAAACAUGAAUAUGAUUCAAGCCUUCUAAUGGUGUAUUACUUUUAUUAUUGCUGUUGACUUCAUUCUGUGGCUUUCUUUUAGCUUUUUCAGUUGUUAUAAGUUAAACUUUAAAACAUAUAUCAAACUUACCAAUUUACUCAAAUUUCAGAUUCUUCAGAACAGAUUUCUUAUAAAAAGGAAAAAUUAUUAUUUUAAAAUACUUUUAUCUAUGUGCAUUUUCCUCUUCCCUACAACAUUAAUGAUUUCCGUUUAUCAGGAGACUUACCUAAGGGCACAUUUUGGGAAGUGAUCAGUAGCAAUGUAACUUCAUUUUGCCAAGCCAUUGAGUUCUGAUAGUUUGUGCUUGCUCUUCAUGUGAAUCCUUUUCAUGGUCUUAGAUAACACGUUCUACCAGAAACAGAUUGUAAGUAAAAUAUUUGAUAUUUGGGGCCUUAAAAGCUAAUGUGUUUCCUUAAAGACAGUUACAUGUUAGAUGGAGAUUUUGGUUUUUAUUUUCUUUUAAUAUUGGUUCUUCAAAAGCCACUUAUUGCCAGCAUUUAAUAGGUUCCAUUUCUGUUAACAGAAGGUAGGUUCAUACUGAUGAGGAAUUACUUUUCAAUUAUAUAACUUAUCAACAAACCACCAUUAUAUGAAAGUAUUCACUGUAGAUUUCAUUAAACCUUUUUUUCUUUCACAUUUUAUCAUUCAUUGUGUUUCUAAGCUGAUUUGUUCACUAAAUGCCUGUUAAAGUAUAAAAAAUUUAUAUUCAGAUAUCUUACAUUUUCCUAUUCAUUUAUGUUUUAAAAAGACAAACAGUGAAUAUCAAUCCCUGAAGUCAGUUUGUUUUAAUACUCCCUUAAAAUUGUAUUCUUUGUUAAAAGGUAGUAUUUUUGAUUUGAAGAUGUUAAAUGUUUCCUUAAAAGCUUGCAAACUUGCACCGCAGUUCAUUUUUCAUUUCCACUAAGAACAAAGUGUUCCUGGGUCUGUUCCUCUGGCCUGAAUUUGCAUUUUUUAGCACCUGGCUCAGCUGAUCACUGAGUGAGAACUGCUUUGCGAGGGGAAAGCGUGUGUGUUCCCGAGUGUGGUUCAGUUGUAGGUCAGGCUCUACCGAAACAUCAGAUCAUUACCAGAGAGAGGCUAAGGCAUUGAAUCCACUGUCAAAAUUAUUCUUUUUGGAAUCAACAAGGUACUUUGUGACUUCUAUUCUUAUAUAAGGAAAUUUUAAAUAAAUUUUAAAGUUAGUUAAUGCUAAUUUUUUUGUUACAACAUUGAGAUUUUUAGUUACUCCAAAGAAAUAACACUUUUAAAUAGAAGCAAAAGGUUUAUAGCGUGCAAAUUGUAGAUUUAUCAAUUACCUCAGCAGGUAACCUGCCAUGUAACUAUGAGUGAUUAGUUUUAAUAAGCCAGUAGACUUAGGUUUUUGGACUAUGCUCUUGGGUUGUGGCCUAUCAUCCAUUAUUCUCUUCGUAUUUAAAAUGGAGUAAAUGCUGUGGCCCAUUCUCCCUUGGCCUUUUAAUAUCCCUUACCCAUGCCCACUAAUAUACAACACAUGAAGUAUUAAAAAAUGUCAUUUCUUGAGGUCAGCACUGCUUAUUUGCAUACUUAACAUUGGAUCAGUGAACAGUUUUAUAGUAGUCUACCCUCCCCAACUUCCGUAAUUCAAACAAUCAAGUUCUUAAGUCAUGCCAUGAAUUCUUAACUCAUACUGUCCUAUAUUAAUAAUCUGCUGGAGGUGAUCCAAGGUGUAAGGUGAAUCACAACUUGAUCAUCAUAUACCAGACCUGGAUAUUUUAUUUCUCACAGUUAUCUUCUUGAUAAAGCAAUAACACUGCUUUAAGUCUGUUGCCUAAUAGCAUGUCAUAAUCCUCUCGUGGAUGGUGAUUUUAUAGGAAAGUUUGUAUGCAUAUCACCCAGUCUAUCUUUUAAAAAUUAAGGAAUUUAAAUGUAUGCUGGACCUAAUGACAAUAUAUUGUGGCAUUUUAUUUUAAAAAUUGGGGAAAGUUGCAUAUUUUUUUAAAAGUAGGCGUUUGAGUAAAAAAAUCGAAGGUACUUUUUUAAGAAAAUUUAUAUGCCACAGUUUACAUAGACAUUUCAGAUUUCAACAUAUACUCUUGAUAUAAUGGUUUCUUUUACUUGGUCAAAAUGCACAUAUAGUAUUUCUUCCAUCUUAGUUCCUUGUGUUUGCCUUUGUGGUCUUUUAUAUAUUUUUAUUGUAUCUGAGAAACAAAAUUAUCUUCAAAAAUAAGUCAAUUUGGAAAUAUUUAUUAUAAUCAAACUACAAAAUGUACAAAAUUAAGUUUAGCCCUUUUCUAGCAAGUGAUCUUUAAAGUUAAAAAUGCUGUUCUUUUAAAUUCUCCAGAUUUGUAUGUGGGAAGGCACUGAAAUGAUCUUGCAAGUGCCACUGCAAUAUUCCCUUUCAAGUGUGGCCUAAAUUUCAAUCUUAAGAACGAAAUGCAUGUCUGCUCCUGGUCUGAAAAAUGUAGGCAUUAACUAUAUUUUAAAUCACAGUGAAACAUGUAUAUAAGCCUAUAACAAGAAAACUUGUGCAAUUUGAAAGCCUUUUGAUUUUCUGUGUAGACACACCUGCACACGAAAGGGUUAAAUUCACAGCCUUACUAGUCCCUUGUCUCCCCUCUUUAUUAUUCCCCUCUUCUCUCCCCUCAUUAUUAUUACUAAUACUACAGUUACUUUUUUUUGCACAUAGUUAACUACCCUUCAAUAUGAUUCUGAAAGAAAAAGUGCUGUUUCUGUGGUAUUGUAUUCUCUAAAUAAUCAUAUUUAAUUUUUUUGAAACAAGGUUGCAGUUUCUAAUUGUUCUGUUCCUGUGUUUUUUGCUGGUGUGUAAUAAAAGCAAGAUUUUCUUUUCAUGGUUAUUUAAUACAUUAGCUGCCUGUAAAUAUUUCUUGUUAUAAUGCUCUGGAAUGUGUUGUAGAAGUUGUAUUAGAUCAGUUUAAAACCUUGUUUGAAAGCCACAUUGUUUUGGUUAUUUCUAUUAAAUUAGAAAAUUGAAAAAGUUU